GCGAAUAACGCGCGCUUCACACCCUCUCAUGCAAAUAGUUUAAAGCCAUUUGGCGCCACGGCUAAAGAUCCUGAAAGGAACUUAUAUUUAAAUAUGCCGUUCUUACCUUAUUAAUGUGAGCUCAGUUGCAGCUUAUGAUUAGAUAAUACUGUACAGGUGGAUUUGGAGUGACAUGUUAUAUGACAGAUGUAAUUAUAUCUAGCGUUAAGUUGACUUAUUUAGAAUUUUUUUAGGCAUCUUGCAGGACUUCGCCGUGGCGCGCAGUGUUGCCACGCCUCUUGAAAAUUUCCCGCGAACUUCCAGGCUAAGCGCCCUGCAGUAACGCUUUUCUGCUUCAUACACUCACUGCUGCAGGACAGGACGGGACGGGAUAAGAGAAGACGAAACAAUGCGCACCAAGAGACAGCAGCCCCCUCCCCCCACCAGAAUGAACCUGAGGAGUUAUCGAAACUCUUCUCUGGUUCCUAUAGAGACCUCUUCCUCCUCUUCAUCCUCUUCCUCAGACGACAGCUGCGACAGCUUCGGCUCUGAUGGCUUUGCGACUACGAAGAGGCCUGUGAGACAAACAAGAAGCUCAGCUAAGACAGGGAAAGUUUUCAGAGGCCCCACAGUGUCUGAGGAGGAAGCUUGCAGUGGCUUUGAGGAGAAUGACUUCAGUAAUCAGAUGAAUACCCUGAAAAUGGAUUCUGACUCAGAUUCUUUAGAGCCUUUGAAAAGACCUCGUCGCUCCUUCACCCUUAGAGUGGCUAUGAAGUUCCCAGCAAAAAAAAAAGGCAAUCAGAAGAAGUCGACGAGUCCUCAGGCUGCUCCUCAACCCAAAGACCCAGAGUCCGACUCAGAUGAGGAGGAGAACUUUGUUGCGAAGAGAGCACUCAAUAUUAAAGAGAACAAGGCUAUGCUGGCAAAGCUAAUGGCAGAGUUGAACAAAGUUCCUGGUCUCUUCCCUAGGAGGAUGUCUCUACCAUUGACCAAUACGCCUCGGCGUGUUCCUCGCCGUUCUCUGGAAACACCUGGACUUCGGAGAAAGAAUCCUGAACGUACAUCACGGCCUCACACUCGCUCCCGUUCACUGGUGGAUGGUCCCCCCACUCCUCCUGAAGAAGAGUCUGAGGACAAGUUUGGCCUGGUUCGCAGGAACAGAUACAGCGAAGACGAUGAUUAUGAACCAGAGCCGCGCCGUCGACGCACCUACACCGGUGUUCUUGCCAUCCCCCAUGUGGUAAGACCUGUGGAAGAGAUUACCCAGGCAGAACUGGACAAUAUCUGCUUUAAUGUCAGAGAGAAGGUCUACAACCGCAGCACUGGUUCCACCUGUCACCAAUGUCGUCAGAAGACAACAGAUACCAAGACUAAUUGCCGCAACCCAGAGUGUGUAGGGGUCAGGGGGCAGUUCUGUGGACCUUGUCUGCGGAACCGUUAUGGAGAGGAAGUCCGGGAUGCUCUGCUGGACCCGGAGUGGCGUUGCCCGCCAUGCAGAGGCAUUUGUAACUGCAGCUUCUGCAGGGCCAGAGAAGGUCGUUGUGCUACAGGUGUGCUGGUCUAUCUGGCAAAGUACCAUGGCUAUGACAAUGUUCAUGCUUACCUGAACAGCCUGAAGAAGGAGUUGGAGGAGAGCGAGUGAGAAAACGGCAGCCCCUGUUCAGCCCCGCUGAUUUUAAAUGACCACUGCCUGUUUUUGGUUCUGUAUGUUUUCAGAAUUUGAAUAGGACAUUUCAAAACUUCAUGUAAGUUCAUGUGCCUUUUGAGUAGCCAAUUGAAAAUGGUCUACACAACUUUUAAAAUUUACAUUGUUUUAAAUGUAUAAAGUUACCAAGUUAUUGAUUUGCUUAGUGGCAGAGAAACUGAAAAAACUGUACUGUAAUUUUGCUUACAUGAUUUUUACAGCUUGAGCAUGUUUUUAAUGCCUUUCAGAUUCUUUUUUUUUUUUUUUAUUCCACCUUUCAUACACUGUAAAAUACUGUUUGAAUGAAUUUUUUUUUUUCUACAAGGCUUUUCUUUGUGCUGAAUUAAAGUAGGGAGGCAGAAAAUUGAGCAGGAGUCAUGUGGUGAAUUCACUUUUAAGAAACUGUUCAUGAACUUUGUUCAACACUUGUACUUUCAUCCAAUAAAUGCAUUAUAGUUUCUAA
Messenger RNA from Pygocentrus nattereri (red-bellied piranha), 2126 nucleotides. It is a transcript of the gene cdca7a, whose product is annotated as cell division cycle associated 7a. Gene Ontology annotation, biological process: regulation of DNA-templated transcription. Gene Ontology annotation, cellular component: nucleus. Lineage: Eukaryota; Metazoa; Chordata; Actinopteri; Characiformes; Serrasalmidae. The record is from RefSeq and is a predicted model, not a curated record. The transcript has 10 exons. The coding region runs from base 389 to 1621 and encodes 410 amino acids.